Molecule: messenger RNA, 3531 nt
Organism: Oikopleura dioica
Lineage: Eukaryota; Metazoa; Chordata; Appendicularia; Copelata; Oikopleuridae
Source: the annotation of a GenBank genome assembly
AUGGCAUUGAGUCGGGCAGCAGCUCACUGGGGAUUACACACGAAAAAUUGGGUGUUGAUUAACUGUGAUCGUCAAUGCUUAGAUGAAGUCUCGCGAAUCGCUGCGGACGCGCUCCAAGGCCGCAACAAAGUAAUCUUCACGCCAAAACGCGACAUCGGCGACCACGUGGUUCUCUACAAUACGCGCAAGAUCGCUCUCGAAGGAAAUCAGUGGGAAGAGCACACUUAUCACCAAAAAUUGGACUGGUCCAUGAAACGCUUAAAAUCGUACUACAAGAACACGCACGAGCGAACGGAACGAGAGGCUCGUCUCAGACGAAACUUUUGGAUCACUGCCGAAGAAGCACAUCUAUUAGAUCCAACUUACGUUGUGCGCGCAGCUAUUUACGACAAACUUCUUGGCGGGAGAAAUUCUGACAAGGACGCCUCGAUGGCCAGGUGUAUUGCUUAUUCUGAUCGGGAAGUGCCAAAAGAUAUUCUACAAAAUAUAAACGAAAUCGCCGAUUUACCUCCCGUAACAAAGAAGCUUUCCGACUAUACUGCCGAAGAGCGAGCCGCGUUUCCUCAAAUUGUUUCAGCAUCGGAUGAAGCUAGAAUUUACGAAACAGACGAUCUUAAAGAAAAAUACUUUUGGGAUAAGACACUCGCCGAAAAGAUGGGCGAUAUUGGGUCUGAGGAAGAACUUCAGUUUUAUAAAGAGCAGGGCUUUGAUGAGUUCGUUACGCAGCCAGGCGAAAAGCGACGUACUAAUACUGGGAUGGGAGUGCACGGGCUGCACUACUUCGUCAAGCAGCGCGCGCAGGAAUAUGUCAGCUCGGAGAAACUGACGAACUUCUUGCCCAGCGUCAAGAGCCGCGACGGCAAGAUCCGCGUCAUCAUCGAUGGCAACAACUUUGCGUACGCGCUGAUGAACCAGUCCCGCUCGCCAGGGUGCUUCGGAGGCGAGCCAGCAGUCUACGAAUAUCACAUGCGACUCUUCCUCGAGAACAACUUGACAUGUUGCGAUGAAAUCAUGAUGAUCAUGGGCUGCUCAAUCCCAGCCGGUUCGCCGGAGUGGGUCAAGAAACGUGCCAGCGAGCACGAUGGCUUCACGCGCCUCUUCGAAAACGUGCACGCCGGCCGCUCCCCUCACAGUCUGGGAAAGUAUGGCCGCGACGGUCUCAAGAGCUACGUCGAUCAGAAAGCCUCCCCACCAUGGUUUGUCAAUCAAAUCAUGGAAAUUGCCGCCGAGUUCCCAAGAGUCAAAGUCUACCAGGCAGAAUGCGACAAAGACUACGCGAUUAUGGAUUUGGCGGUCACUUUGGGAUGUCCAAUUAUGAGUAACGACUCGGACUAUCUGCUUUUCGCCGUUCAGGGAGGCUUCAAUCCGGAGUGCGAUUUUACGAGGGAAGAUCUAAUGCCCUUCUGGUUCGGAUUAAUUGGCGCAGAACACUUCGAAGGCGACAAUAUUCCUCAAGUACUGCCGUACAUUGUCGACUGGCUGUCUGACAAUUUUAGAGAUGCGGGCGAUUGUGCCUCGAUUGAGCGCAUUUGUCGGAAACUCGACGAAGUUGCUUUGAAAUCGGAAGAAAUGUACCACGACUUGGUGCGAAAAUCGUUCUAUUGCGAACGAGCGAGGCGAAAUAGAUUCAUUAAAAGUAUCAGGCGAUUCAUGGUUAUGGACAAGGCCUAUCCUUGGGAAGAAGACAAGACAUUCAAUACUGUUCCUGCAUUUUACCGUUCCAAAAAAGGAAAACAUCCGCUUCUUCGCGGUGCGAAAAAUACAGAAGCAUUCGAUGCGCUUCCUGAGCCAAUUGCAAGUGCUUUAGAAGCCUCCAGGGAUGCAGCCCUUUCCGCUGCGUUGCCAGUUCCAAUCUUCACGGAACAAGUAUUUCAAAUUUGGAACUGUCUUCACGAACGAUCGACUGAAGAAGAAACCGUCGAUGAAGAGCUAGAAGUGGAUCAGUUGAAAGGGAAUAAAUUACCAGUUAUCUCAAUGCUCUUGAAAAAGUACUUACGCCGAGAGCUAGCGAUUCUAGAUAUUGAUGAAGCUCGGUACUACAGAUAUAAGCCCAAUACGAAGUCGUGGAAUAUCAUAAUCGAGCAAGAGUGGGCUUUUCGAUAUCUAUCAAAAAAUGAAGUUCCCACGCUUCCCACCCUGUACAAAUCAUCCCGGGAAGAAAAAGUACGCGCAUUCCUGGCCUGCUUCGAUGCGGAAAUCGUCAUGUUCAUCGAUCCUAAUUUCAGCAAUAUGCCGUGCUUUAUGAUCACUUUUAUCGCAUGUUUGAGAUAUCUGUGGGUGCAGACGAACAUGGAAGAGUGGGAAGUGGACGCGUUUGUGGCACAAUUUGCCUUGCUCGAUCUUUUUACUUCGCCUGACAAGCACUUUCGUCGGCUAAAGUGGCUCUUUGGAGGUGGCGAGGAAACCUGUCCGGUGGAGCUGCCCGCGUGUGAGCGAAGUAUAACGCUGGCGAACCUCUUUGCAGCAGUCUACUACGCCGUAAUGCGGUGUCAAGUCGUAACGGGUCUUCCCUUCCAGGAUGGCAAUGGAAAACCAUGUCUCAAGGAUAUCUUCUCCGGCUCUGUGUUCGCCUGCACUUACCAAAUCCUAAAAUCGAGUCCUGCAAAGAGAAACAGUGGCCGCUACGCCUGUGGAAUCUACGACGAUAAGUGGCUCGGCAUGAAUCCCGAAAGCAACAACAAAAUGGAGGCUGAAUGCUAUGAAAAGGCAGCAACCGUCUAUGAUCGCAUGCGAGCGAACUUUAUUACUCCUCUAAGAAAAUUUGAUGCCAGGCUGGCAGAAAUGAAAAGCGCCGAACAAGCACGACAAGAAGAAUUAAAACAGAAAGCUGAGAAGGAGAAACUUCGCGCCCUUAGAAAAGCACGAAAAGCUCAAGAAGCCAAUCCUCUGGAUCGAGACUUUUCAAAUCUCUUACAAAAACACGAAUCUAUAGACAACUGCGACGGCUGGCUGAACAGGGCUCUAGGGGACCAUUCUAGUGAUUCUGCUGCGCCAGAACUUCGCUCGCCAAAUAUAGACGACCUGCCAAUAGCGCGAAUGCAACUCGAGGGGACUAGUUCGGGUGACGAGCAGACACUACGUCCAGACGCGGUCUCACCUGAACAGACCAUUACUCCUGAUGAUUUCGAAACUCCUUCCAUUCCUGAGGGGGAAUCUCCUUCCUUCGAAAUGCCAGAUGAAAACGAAGCGAAGCCAAUCAUUGACAAGGUCGACGACACUCCAGUUCGACGACCAGCAUCAGUGAUUGCUCCACCGCCUCAAAAGGAACCGAGCGGCGUUAAAAUAGACGAUAUAUUCGAGCGAAUUCAAAAGGCUUCCGAGACUCCUGAACCAAAACCUGCUUCAGAAGCCAAAAGCCCUGCUCCUUCUACAAGUCAAAAAGAUAACUCAUCAACUCCACAAACUGAUGCAGCUAAAACGCCGAAAGAAAUUCCGAAAAAUAUGCAAGAACUCAAGCAGCUAAAGAAGUCACUGACCAAGUAUGAAUAUAACUUUAUUAGUAGCAAGAAAAAUGUAGAAAAGGAGGGAUAA